Maylandia zebra (zebra mbuna) is the source of this 1379-nucleotide messenger RNA. RefSeq lists its product as uncharacterized. The record is from RefSeq and is a predicted model, not a curated record. Lineage: Eukaryota; Metazoa; Chordata; Actinopteri; Cichliformes; Cichlidae.
CUUACCCUGCGAGUCAUCGCUGAGGGUUUAAAGCAUAUGUUUUUGUUUCGUGUGCAGUCAUUUGUGUUGAUCUUUUUAUUACUUUGAUUUGCAGUGACUCUUCCCGCAGGAACAUUUCUAUGGGACAGCACUUAAUUGAGACUUCCAGUAAUGUCAGGUUGCUCGGUUAUCCCUCUGACGUUACCGCAGCGGGACGGGGGCGCGAGGAGGAUUCGUUUCAUUCACCUGGUGGGUCUGACAUCGUUCAGACUGACAGAGAGCACCAAACAGGGUUCAACGAUUCCGCUCUAUUUGGGAGCCGAUCUCCUCUCAAAGACUGAUGUGCGUACAGAAAACCAUCCAAGACACCAUGCCAAGUUUGCCAAGAAAGGCCUUGCAACAAAAAUAACUUUUUCCUCAGCUUUCAGGUUUCACGGCUUGAAGGUACCCUCUGCAAAUAACAGCCUGUGGUUCUACAGCAUUCAGGGACUUUUUCGAGUAGCCUUUGAGUUGUACAGUAAGCAAGAUCAGCUUGCUGUGCUGGAGAAUUUCCAGGAUGUCUGGAAAGCACAGAUCAGUGACAGCCCUCUGGAAGUGAGUUACAGCCUCAGCGUGCAGCUGGACCCUUCAGGGUCGCUCAGCCAGCGUGACUCACAAUCAAAGGGUGUAAUAUCACAGCCUCCUUAUUUCCAGGCUGACAAGGACGUGGUAGAUGUUAGUAGCAUGGACACUGCUGACACAUCAGCAGAUCAUGAUUAUUGUUCUCUUCCCAAGCAGAGCUUACAAUCUGAGCAAAGAGAAGUAGUAAUAUCCACAGUGAGACAAAAAUUGCACCGCUUGGAUGAACAGUUCUCCUCGGAGCCUCGAAGCUGCUCAGAGCAGCUGGAGACGGUCUUGCUGCUUUUGGAGAACAUUGAUCGCUACAUAAAUGGGAGACUUGAAGAAAAAGAUGCGACGGAGAUUGUGCUGGCUCUGCUAAAGGCCAAAGACUGGGGCCCAGUGUAUUCAAGCAGCCUGCUCACUUGUAUAGGACGUUGGCUUGGCCAGCAGUUUCAUGCAGCCAACAGCAGCAUCAGCCAGAAGGUGGAGGGCUUUAAACUUCAGCACAUUGAGCGCAUCAGCGACCUGCCACCUGCUGAGGAACUAGCCACAGAGCUGUUCCCUGAAGCGAUGCGGACGCUGCUGCUUCACUGGAUGGGCUUAAGUGAGGACUUCAGCCUUGAAAAGAGACGCAGCGAAUACCCAAUCCUGCUCCUCAUCCUCGAGUUUGCCAACCACAACCUCAUCACUGGCGUAGCUCAUGUGUUGUACUCCAGUCUUAUAUGCAGGUAAAAGUGUCAACAUAAGACCUGUUUUUCAAUGGAACAACGUUUUAUAUUCAAAUAAAGGUUUAUUUUGUG